Messenger RNA from Cladocopium goreaui, 2087 nucleotides. The record is from the annotation of a GenBank genome assembly. NCBI's taxonomy places the organism in Eukaryota, Dinophyceae, Suessiales, Symbiodiniaceae.
AUGUUGAAUUUGCUUGACUUUUCACACCUCCUGGCAGCUUUUGCGGCUUGGGAAAAGCAGCAAGUCCUGAACCGAUUGCCCAACCACAAGAUGGCAGGCAGCACGGAGCCGAAAGACUCAGUGACUUAUGAAGCAUUCGCAAUGACAUUUGCCAAGAAGAAAGAUUGCGCCAAGAAAGCCUAUGAUGCGGCCAUUGACCGAGCCCGUCAGGAGGUAGAUUUGGCCAAGACACGUCACAAACAGGAGCUUUCAAAGCUGGACUACCAUCUUGCGAAGUGCUGCAGUGAAGGUGCAAAACAGAAAGGUUCAAGAUCGAAGCAUGUGCUUCCAGCAGGUCAUGCUUCAGUGUCAAGUUCCAUGUCAGGCUCAGAAACCUCAAGGUCUACUGAGAUUGAAGACGAUGCUUUAGAGUCUCCAGAGGACCCCUUUGACCUGCAGAAGUUCAAGGAGGCGAAACGGUCCUAUGACUUGGCGCUGCAGGGAUAUGAGAAGGCCAGCUUUGCGAUGCUUCAGGUCCAAGAGGCUGCCUGGAAGGUCUUCGUUGAAACUACUGCACAGGCGGCACAAGAACUCCGGCAAGCAUGCGUUCCUCCAGAUAUUGUGGAAGCCACCACUUACCCAGCCAAUUUCCAUGAGCUCAUCAAUGUGCCCAGCUGCACCAAGAAAGACUUGCGCACUCUCCUUGAUGGUGCCGGAGGAUGGUUGUGGAAGCACAAGAGCAGGUUCUGGGAAUGUGACGACAUUGACUUCACAGGAUCAGAGCUCCAAUUCCAGGCCUCCCUGGCCAAAGCCUGGUCCCGCGGUCCCCUUUGCCACGAUGUGAACCGAUGUAAAAAAGAGGAAGACCGCGCCUUGAAACCAUUUGAUGGCCGCCUCUUUCGACACAUGCACCUUGAUGAUGUCAUCGUGCAAAAAUACCAAAAAGACUCCGUGGCUGUGUGGCCCACUUUCUCUUCCUGCACUUAUGAUGAGUCUUGGUUGAAAAACUGGGGCAACGUCGCAUUUGAGAUCCGGUGCUAUGGGGCCAUCAAUGAGUCUGAGGGCGAGAAUGCAGACAAGUUCUACUUGCCAUGCCUCAUCGAAAAACACGUCCUCCCCCAGUACGUGUACCAAAAAGAAGUUGUCCUGCCCCCAUUCUGCUCUUUUCGGGUAGUCAACGUCAACAAAGCGGGCCCCGACUCCAAGACUCGCCUCUUUUUGGAGACAAUGCAAUUCCCAUCUGUUUGGGAGAGCAUUGGCUCUGGUAAAGCUGAAGACUUUGCGAAGUGGGCCAGGCAGAAUCCUGACUUACUGAGUCUCACUGGAAAUGACGUUUCUAUUGUGAACGAAAUCGCAAAGGCCGCAGUGGCAGCUCCACUACAUGAAGAUGGUUUGGCAGGAUUUGGUGAGAUGAUGGCCAAGUGUGCAGCCAUGGGCGCUCCGAUGAGCGAAGUUGAUCCAGCCACCGGUGCGACACCUGUGUUCACCUUGGCAGAAGGCAUGGCGGGCUUAGACAAGGUGGCCACAGGAGCCAAGGAGGCCUUAGGCAAGAUGAUCAGAGACAUGGCAAAGUCUGGGGCAAACCUCACCAUUCCGUGCAAGGGCAAGAAGCUCGAAGAGCUCGUACCUGACCUGGUCAGCGAUCUUGAAAAGGAAACACUGUUGACCUCAAAGUGGCAAUAUUGGGUGGACGAUCGAGUUGAUGGCAAGGCUGAUGGUUGGUAUGACUACAAGGCUGAUGCAUGGCAAAGGGUAAGUUCAGCAUAUUCUGAAUGGUUGAAGGACGGAACAGUGCCGGAGAUGGUGGUCAGAAGCGGGUUUUUCCACUACAAGGUCUGCUUUGGAGAGAUGACGCAGACAAAUCAGAGCACAGGCAAGAGCCGUCGCAUUCGCCGCAUUGUGACUGAUGAGGUCCCAAAGUCACCUGCAAGUGAGUGUAUCAUUUCCUGAUUGCCAACAGAUUUGAAGCAGAAACUGCAAACAGAUUUGAAGCAGAAACUGCAAACAUAUUUGAAGUAGAGUUUUGCAGUGCGAAACUCUCAGUAGCGGUCCGACCGAGGUCACAUUCUCUUAGCCUUUUUGCUUUGAUGCGGGAACGGUCGGCAAAA